Mesocestoides corti is the source of this 225-nucleotide messenger RNA. NCBI's taxonomy places the organism in Eukaryota, Metazoa, Platyhelminthes, Cestoda, Cyclophyllidea, Mesocestoididae. The record is from the annotation of a GenBank genome assembly.
AUGUACCUCGUGUGGGAGAACUUCGCGUCCCAAGUUCAAGAGGGUCUCCUGGGUCGUGGGAACAACGUGAGGUGGUCCGGCGUCGUCACGCAGCAUCAGCAUGACUUGUCUGCCUCCCUGAUUGACCAACUUCUUCGCUCGGUUUGUUCAAUUGUCGGCUGCAGCGUCGUGCAGCCACCGUCUGGUCACCAGUUUCCGAGACGUCGCAACAAAGUACAUCCAUGA